CUAGUUACACGUUGUCAUUGCCCGGGGCUGUCACUGCCACGGCGGGGCGGGCUACAGGCUGUCACUGCUCCGGGCUGGGGCGGAGGAGAGGCUGAAGGGAAGGUGUGUCUGCAUGGAGGAAGGCGGGUGGCGCGCGCAUGCCGGGACCACCUCCUAAUCCUUGGGUGACACCUGCCCCUUCCCCCUUUGGCGCCUGUGCCGUUGCCCCGCCUCCUUAUUGAUAUACAGCUGGCGGUGUCCCGGGCGGCCAAUCAGUGGCGGCAGCUCCUGAAUAUGGAAUGAGACUGGAGCUGCGGCCCUUGUCAUGCGGGCCCGAGCGACGAGGGAACAGCGCGGCAGGGAGCGGGGCACAAGAUGGCGACAGCCAUGUACCUGGAGCACUAUCUGGACAGUAUUGAAAACCUGCCCUGUGAUUUGCGAAGGAACUUCCAGCUGAUGCGUGAACUGGAUCAGAGAACAGAAGAUAAGAAAGCAGAAAUUGACAAUCUUGCAGCAGAGUACAUUUCAACAGUGAAGCACUUGUUGCCAGAGCAGCGUGUGGAAUACCUCCAGAAGAUUCAGAACGCUUAUUGUAAAUGUAAAGAGUACAGUGAUGACAAAGUGCAGCUAGCCAUGCAGACCUAUGAGAUGGUGGAUAAACACAUCCGACGGCUGGAUGCAGACUUGGCACGAUUUGAAGCAGAUCUGAAGGAUAAGUUGGAAGGCAGUGACUUUGAAAGCCCUGGAGGUCGAGGCCUGAAAAAGGGACGAAGUCAAAAGGACAAGAGAGGCUCCCGAGGUCGAGGCAGGCGAACAUCUGAAGAAGAUACUCCAAAGAAGAAAAAACUAAAAGGAGGUUCUGAGUUUGCUGAUACCAUCCUGUCUGUUCACCCCUCGGAUGUCCUAGACAUGCCAGUGGAUCCCAAUGAGCCCACUUAUUGCUUGUGCCACCAGGUGUCCUAUGGAGAAAUGAUUGGCUGUGACAAUCCUGAUUGUCCAAUUGAGUGGUUUCACUUCGCUUGUGUGGACCUCACCACAAAACCAAAAGGAAAAUGGUUCUGUCCCCGUUGUGUUCAGGAAAGGAAGAAAAAGAAGUAAGGAAGGGAAAUGUACACUGAAUCCAGAAGGAGUUUAAAAUAUUCUUUCUUACAUGUUGCAAUAUUAUCUUUGUUUUUGACCUACCUUCCUUCUUGUUUUGAUUUGAUAUUUAAUUGUCCAACAGCCAGUUGUAAUUCUUAUUUAAAAAGAUGACAACGACUUGGUGAGGGAGGGUAGGAUUUUUGAGAAAGUUGCCACAGGCAUUUUAUUUAAGUUAUUUUCACACAGCACUGACAGCUGUUACUAUGAAAUACUUGGAGCAGCCCACAGCUGGAAUUUUUGCUAAUGCAUUGGAAUCUGUGAAACCGCCUAAGGCAUUUCAGGGGAAUGAGAAAGCUACAUUUUCAGCAUGGGGGAUUGCCACUACCUAAAUAGUGUAGGCAUGAAGCUAUGCAUAAUGUAUAUGAAGGAUCUCUAUAUAACUGCAACCUGCAUGAAGUACAUUCAUACAUUUAGGAGUGAAGUCCAUUUUUUGUGUGUGUACAGUCCUGUAGCACUGAAGGCAACACGCAGGCCAGUAUCUUAUUUCCCCAAAGCAAAGUAUUAUAUGUAAUUUUGGUGAAGCAUGCUCUGUGUAUCUGAAGUUACACAUCUCUUCUUAUUGGGAAUUAUUUCUGUUUAAUUUUGCAUUGCUGCCUUUGGACUUGAUCCGGCUCCCACAUCCAGACCCCUCUUUUGAAUUCCUUUCUUCUCUCAUAAACAUUUGUCCAUUCUGGAGAAAAAUUAUUUUUAAGUAGCAAGAGAUCUGCCCUGGAUUGUGUCAUAGUGACAGUGGUAGCAAGAGCGAGUGCAGACCUUCCUGCCAACAUCGCAUUUUUCGGGAAAUGCUUUAAGUUCUUUACAGUGAAGACAAAAACCUAGUGUGGUGUUAUGAAGAUAGUGGGGUCAGAUUUACUCAUGAAAUAAAAUUAAGGCCUGUUUACAUUACUUAUCUCUAUGUUGCACUUUGGUAAAUAAUCAGGAAAACAAGUUUUAGGGGGAGAAUAAUAUUGUAAUAAGAUAUAGAUUCUUGUGAUGGUGCAUCAAACCUGAGAUGAAGUCAUUGACUUUAACCCUAUUGCAGUUUUUCUGAUUUUAAUCAGCAUCCAUCAUGAACCACUGCUCAUAAACAGAAGUUCACACAGCAGGAAUGUUUUAAAAGGGACAUCUUGCUUGUUUGGUGAGAAAUCUGCAUGCUUUUGAUUUGAGUUGCCUUUCAGGUUGACAGAUAAAGUGUGAAUCUUGCUAUCAUUAGAGUCUCAUACCCUACAGUGGAAGGAAGACAGAAAUCCAAGAGGAGGAAAAGAAAAUAUUCCAUAUAAGUCCCUUAUUCUCUUCCCCUCCUCCCUGACCUCUCCCUCAAUACUGAGCUAUGCUUGCUGUAGGAACUGAGAAGAGAGAUAAAGAUGGGUUUGUUACUUUUGUACUUCCCAUAUUCUGGGAUUCCACUACCUAUGGCCACAAGUGGCUGUAAUGGUGUAGCCCACUGUAUAGACCAUUGGAGUGUCAGAAAGGGGCUGCAGUAUAACAGAAUCAGGCCCACAGCAUUACAACAAAACAGAACAAUUAAUUCAAAAGACAGGCUUAUAUAGCACAAUUGUAGUUGAAAAAACAAAAAAGAUAGUCUUUGUUACAGGAGGACCAUUGAAUGGUGCCCUUUGUGUGCAUUUUGUGAUGCAAGAAUGUAAAACACAACUCCUGCUAAGUCUCCUUUCUUGCAGUCACACUAUUUGCAUUUGGCUUUAUAGGAGAUAGCAGUUAAACAAAAAUGUCAUAGAAAACCCCUCUUGGUAUCAGUGUAGUUAUCUGUGAAUGUAAUUUGAUUGUCACAUCAGCUGUGGAAAAAAGUGUCUCCGGAGUUCUGUAGUUUAAAAUGUGAUGUACAUAUCCCUAUUAUCACAUCAUUCCAUAUGGUAUAUAUGAAGUUUUCAUGUUCACAGGACUAUGUUUUUUUGCCAUUUUAAAAUAAACACACCAAAAAUAUGUGCAUAGAACUUAGCAACAGGUUGUUGGAGGGAAGUGGGGAGAAAGCACAAUUGCACAAAGCUGGAUCUGGGAAUGUAGUCAGCCCUUUUUUAUGUCUCAUUGCAGAGUGUAAGAAGUGGCUCUGCCUCUGUCUGGAGAGUAAACCUUUUCGCAAAUCAGCAUGUAGUAAAGUAGCCAGUGAAAAACCCAUACCUCAUUAUCCUGUUACACUGGAUUACAAGUAGGAGUGUCACUGUCUUGAAGAUUGUAAUAUUGAUGAAGAUUCAGGCUCCAUUUCCCCAUUCAUCCAAUGAUACAAUAUUGUAGGCAACACUUAUUUUUAAACAAUACUUUGUGAAAUAACUACCAUAAAUUGUAAUUGUUUGGUUAAAUUGAUUCUCAAAAGCCAACACAUCUCUUUGGAGGUGUUGCUGCAUAACCAAGAAGUUACAGAUCUAUCAGUGCAAAGCUGAUUACCAUAAACUUAGAUAUAGUUGCUUAGGGCAGCAAAUUAUUUAGUGAUUUUUGUCUGGGUGGUUGUAGCCUGGAAGAAUGGAUGCUUUCUAUUUUAACCAGGGAAGCUAAAGACCUAGAGCUAGCACUAUAUCAGUCCUAAGAAUGAAAGGCAUCUAUGGGGACCACAAACACUAGGUAAGAUGACAGAUGUACUUUGGCGCGCAACCUCUCAAAUGUAUCAGAUCAUCUGAGUUGGAACAGAGUUUGAGCAAUAAAGCUGUCCCAUAUGGAACACACCCUAACAAACAGAGGCUCUAAUAGUUAUCACAGACUUAAUAGUAUCUGUUUGCCCAUUCAUUUCUGGGUUUAGGGUUUUUUGCUCCUCUUUAGACAGGAAGAUCAGUAGCCUUGAUCUUGGUCAUUAAAGAAUUUUAAAGUCCUGUAUUUUGAAUGUGCGGUGUUAAAUAUACAUUACCUUUGUGGAGAGGGAUGGACAGAACUGUGAGAGAUUUAAAAGGAACGUUCCACUAAAGAUGAUCAAGAAAAGCUUUUUCAGACACCUGUAUAUUUUGUGGUGUUCAGCUUUAUCACAAUUCAUCCAAAUUGGAGAUGAUGUAACUUUAACCUGAAUGUUAUACGUUUUAUUCUCAAAGGAAUUAAAUAUGUUCCCUUUGUAAAUGGAAGAGAAUAUUAUAAAUCUUUUUAUUAAAAAAUGUAAAAAU
This is a messenger RNA of Chrysemys picta bellii (western painted turtle), 4199 nucleotides long. It is a transcript of the gene ING5, whose product is annotated as inhibitor of growth family member 5. Gene Ontology annotation, biological process: positive regulation of apoptotic signaling pathway; regulation of DNA-templated transcription. Gene Ontology annotation, cellular component: nucleus. NCBI's taxonomy places the organism in Eukaryota, Metazoa, Chordata, Testudines, Emydidae. Gene Ontology annotation, molecular function: chromatin binding. The record is from RefSeq and is a predicted model, not a curated record.